AUGACCAGCCUGCCAUGCGUCGCCGGUGCCGGGCGGUGGACUGUCGGCUGCGAGGACGGUCGCAUUUGCGCGAGGCGAGGCGAGCAUUCAGGCGCGUUGCAAGGCCUCGAGGCCUCGACAGGCCUCGACAGGCCUCGACAGGCCUCGACAGGCCUCGAUCCAAAUUCGGGUCGGAGCGUAGCGGAGUGGGACCCGAGUUUGAAAAGGGCGACGGACGCUUGCGUACUAGCCUCCAACAACGCCUCCCCGGCGCAGUCGCGCAGAGGGGCCCCCGGAGGGAUGCUCAACCGCCCCACGCCACGCCGCUUGCGGCGGUCCUAA
Emiliania huxleyi CCMP1516 is the source of this 321-nucleotide messenger RNA. RefSeq lists its product as hypothetical. Lineage: Eukaryota; Haptophyta; Isochrysidales; Noelaerhabdaceae. The transcript has a single exon. The coding region runs from base 1 to 321 and encodes 106 amino acids. The record is from RefSeq and is a predicted model, not a curated record.